AAAAAACACAAGCAGAAGCAGAAGGAUUAUUCAGAAAUGAUAUGUGACCGAAUAGCGUAUGAGUGCGUGUGCCAAAGCAUAACAACAUAAAAUUCAGAUUAACCAAAGAACAGAACAGAAUAGUGUGUUUUGGCUAUGGCCUCCUUCACCAAAUCACUCAUUCUUUUUCUUUUCAUUGAAUUUUGCUUCUCAGUUUUACCUUCAUCAUUCGCUCAAUCGCCUGUCCCUGGGUCUUCCGAAGGUUACACCAUUUAUGGUCGAGUCAAGAUCCCAAGUUUUGGAAACAGAGAAUUUAGCCUUCCUGCAAAAGUAUCAAAUGUCAAAGUCAUACUUAAUGGUGGUCAAAGAGUUUCUUUUGUGAGGCCUGAUGGAUAUUUCUCAUUCCACAACGUGCCUGCAGGGACUCAUUUAAUUGAAGUGGCUGCAAUAGGCUAUUUCUUUUCUCCAGUACGAGUUGAUGUUAGUGCCAGAAACCCUGGCAAGAUUCAAGCAGCACUGACAGAAAAUAGGAGGGGGCUCAGUGAGUUUGUCUUAGAGCCAUUAAAGGGGGAACAGUAUUAUGAGAUUAGGGAGCCAUUCUCUAUUAUGUCCAUUGUUAAAAGUCCAAUGGGUCUGAUGAUGGGAUUUAUGCUGAUUGUUGUCUUCCUUAUGCCCAAAUUAAUGGAAAACAUGGAUCCAGAAGAAAUGAAACGUGCUCAAGAAGAAAUGAGAAAUCAAGGAGUUCCAUCUUUAGCAAGCUUGUUACCGGGUGCUGCAAGAAGCAACUAGUUGUACAAAUAAUCACGAGAACCAGUGAGCAAGUUGGUUUUGCUGAGCAGGAGCAGAAGAUACAUUGUGUAACAUGAUUAGAGAAUUUGGUUAUAACAAAUUGGUGCUUAGAGAAAUGUUUGAUUAUUUACGUUGUGGAAUUGUUGAAUUUGAAAUUUCUGAUAGAGAUGUUAUGUUAGCAUGUUUAAAGUGAACUGACAUGAAUAGGCUUCCAUGUAACUGUGUUCACUUUCUCCAAUGUUGAUAACCAUGCACUGCCAAAAUGGAUAAAAUAGAACUCAAGGAAGGGACAUGAUAUUUGGUUUUAUGGUGAGAUUGAUAAAAUUACAAUGAGUUACUGUGAUUUUCUAAAA
Molecule: messenger RNA, 1121 nt
Organism: Cicer arietinum (chickpea)
Lineage: Eukaryota; Viridiplantae; Streptophyta; Magnoliopsida; Fabales; Fabaceae
Product: ER membrane protein complex subunit 7 homolog
Cellular component (GO): EMC complex
Molecular function (GO): carbohydrate binding
Source: RefSeq, a predicted model, not a curated record